UCACCGUGGGCCUUUGACACGGCGCAGCAACAAGGCGCUCUAAUGCUGACACGCCAGUACAAAGCCCUGCAAGAAAUCAUCCCAUUUUACUCGCUUGGUGUGAACCUUAUUAAUAAUGUAUCUUUUUUUUUUUUAAUCCAUGUUUGCCAGGGACCUAUCAUGACAGGCAGAACAACGAACUGCUUUCAUACAACAUCAUUUUAGCUUGAUGUUUAACUAACAACCUAACAAUAACUAACAAUGAAUGUUAAGUCUUACAUUCAUUCUUGUCAUUGUAAAGGCAAUGUUUUUGAGACGGCGUUGGCACGAGAUUUUGUGGCUCUACCUAAUGAACUGUUCAGCAUGUGUAGAUCAAAACAACUAGAGCUGUCUAAUUCCGUUUCCUAGGUUUGAGAAUACGUCACACAACCCUUUUUCGACGCCUGUAGUGAACCUCAUACCAUUUUAAAGCCCAGCCUCCAGUAGUGUUUGCCUAUAAAGGAGCUCAGAUAUCCAUCCGGGUGGAGUUUGUUCUAGUCGAGAAUGUUUGACUACCCAACACACCUUCGUGCGUUCAAAGUGUUCUUCCUUGUUUACCUUUGAGCCUGUGGAGAGACAAGCCAAGAGCAGACGUCUGGGCAGGACAGCCCCAAUGGCGUCAACCGUCAGCCUUCUCCCCGAGAAGUCCCUGCUGUGCUCUCUGUGUAAGGACAUCUUCAGCAGUCCAGUCACCACCCCGUGCGGACACAGCUUCUGCCUGUCCUGCCUUUGCGACUACUGGAUGCGACACCAGUCCAGAUACUGCCCGUGCUGCCGGCGACUCUUCGCCAACAGGCCCGACCUCAGCGUCAACCAUAUCCUUGCCGAAAUCUCGGACAGUUACAAGAAGACCAAACCACAAAAGAUACCAGAUGAAGAAACGGUGAUCAAUGUUGAGCAAAUGAUUCAAGAGAGGCUGCAGAAGGUAGACAGGUUGAAGACUUCUCUUGAGCUCCAAAAGAGCUCUUACCUAAGAGAAGUGCGCGAGAGCCAAAAAGUCUUCUCAGCCCUCGUCCACGCCAUGGAGAAGAGCCACAAAGCAGUGGUGGCGGCCAUCGAAGAGCGCCAAAAGGAGGAACAGAAGAAAGUCCAGAACCUGGUGGAGGAGUUGGAGCAGGAGAUCCGGGAACUGACAAAGGAGUCUGCCGUAUCCGAUUCUCUGGUUCCUGAAAAAACUAGUGAUCAGCAGGAUGAAUUAAAAGAAGAUUCCACGAAUAUUGUACCUCCUGGACAAGCGAUCCAGUUUAAGGAUUGGUCCAUGGUUACCAUAGAAACUGACCCAUGUGUUGGGGUCACCAGGAGAGCACUGUCGGAAAUGAUGGCUAAGAUAAAGAUGGAAGUAAACAGGCUAUCCAAAUCCGAACUUAAGAGAAUUCAGAGAUACAUUGUGGAUGUCAAUCUAAGCGCCAAGACGGCCCACCCCACCCUUUCAGUCUCCGAUGACAGAAAACAGGUGAGGCAGAGCGACAAGCGCCACGAGGUGCCGGACCACCCCAAACGCUUCGACCGCGUGGCCAACGUCCUCGCCAAGGAGAGCUUCAGUUGCGGGAGAUCCUACUGGGAGGUAGAGGUCGGCGACAAGACGGAAUGGAGCUUGGGCGCGGUCCGAGAGUCCAUCAACAGGAAGGGACGCUUCACCGUCUGCCCUGCCAACGGUUUCUGGACACUGAGUCUGAAAAUGGGCGGGCAGUACGUCGCCAACACAUCUCCGGCGAGUGCAGUAGCGUUGGAGCAGAGGCCCAGAAAGGUGGCCGUCUAUGUGGAUUACGCCGAAGGCCGCGUGUCUUUCUACUGCGCCGAGACGGGCAUCCACAUCCACACCUUCACUGACACGUUUACAGACAGCCUGCACCCGUUCUUCUGUCCCGGUCGGCUGCAUGGUGGCAGAAAUGCUGAGCCGCUCAUCAUUAGCUCCAGUUUUUGCAGCAUCUGAUCACACUGGAAGAGAAGGUUGUGAUCCUUUUACAGUUCUGUAGUGUGGACACACUUCUCCCGAACAUGUCAAGGUUGUUUUCUACACUUAUCGUUCUUGAGACAAAGGAGUCCCGGGUCAUUUUUGUCCUGUUUAAGGGGACUGUCAAGGGAUGUUGAAAAUAUUACAGCCAGGCAGGAAGCACAGAAGAUG
Molecule: messenger RNA, 2143 nt
Organism: Hippocampus zosterae (dwarf seahorse)
Lineage: Eukaryota; Metazoa; Chordata; Actinopteri; Syngnathiformes; Syngnathidae
Gene: btr02
Product: bloodthirsty-related gene family, member 2
Exons: 7
Coding region: 632-1951 (439 amino acids)
Molecular function (GO): protein binding
Source: RefSeq, a predicted model, not a curated record